GAUUUGCUGCGGGAAGCGCUGGGAUCCCUCUUGGAGCUGCUCCAGGAGCUCCUCCGGAGGCGCCUGAACCCCCACGGACUCCAGGAGAUCUUUGCCGGCCCUGGAUCCGAUCCCCGCGGGCUCCGGAGCGGGAAGGCGCCGUCGCCCUCAGCAAUUCCCUCCUGCGAUUCUUCCUGCGCCAUCUCCGCGUCAACGCUGUGAUCCCGUUUUACAACCUGAGCCGCUUGCUGGCGCUGUUGGCUCCGCGUUGUUCCGACGGAAUUCCCAAAAUCCGCUCGGAUUCCUUGGAUUGCGUCCGGACCUUGCUCCGCAUCCAGCUCUGCUACGAAGGAUUUGCUGCGGGAAGCGCUGGGAUCCCUCUUGGAGCUGCUCCAGGAGCUCCUCCGGAGGCGCCUGAACCCCCACGGACUCCAGGAGAUCUUUGCCGGCCCUGGAUCCGAUCCCCGCGGGCUCCGGAGCGGGAAGGCGCCGUCGCCCUCAGCAAUUCCCUCCUGCGAUUCUUCCUGCGCCAUCUCCGCGUCAACGCUGUGAUCCCGUUUUACAACCUGAGCCGCUUGCUGGCGCUGUUGGCUCCGCGUUGUUCCGACGGAAUUCCCAAAAUCCGCUCGGAUUCCUUGGAUUGCGUCCGGACCUUGCUCCGCAUCCAGCUCUGCUACGAAG
This is a messenger RNA of Cyanistes caeruleus (blue tit), 660 nucleotides long. Lineage: Eukaryota; Metazoa; Chordata; Aves; Passeriformes; Paridae. The record is from RefSeq and is a predicted model, not a curated record.